AUGGCAAUCCCAAUUCCGUAUUGGCCAACGGAGAUGAUGUGGCAGAGGGACACUCAGGGACAAACGAUGAGGUUGCGUUUGCUAGCGUGCGUAUGGGUCGCACUGCUGUGCUCUUACGCCGUUCGCCAGGCGGAUUCAAAACCAUUGCAGCCUGUUCCAGUCGACGAACGGGACGCGGAAGGCGACGCAAAUGGCUCGGAGACUAAAGAGCCAGAUGACACUGGGCCAUUGUUUAUAACAAAGGUGGUUAAGGAAGAAGGAACUGAAGUUGCAAAAAAGCUUAGUAAGGUUAUUCUUCCCAGAGACUUUCCGGUGUUUGAGGCAUAUUCCGGAUACAUCACAGUGGAUGAGACCUACGACAGCAAUAUGUUUUUCUUCCUUGUCAAGGCAAAGCCGGAUGACCCCAAUAAACCACUUACCAUCUGGAUGGAGGGAGGCCCUGGGUUCUCCGGACUGCUCGGAAUGUUCACCAAAAAUGGACCCGUGGGCAUCACUAAGGAUGGCGUCAUCUGCGCCCGGUUAGACGCCCUGACAGAGAACACAGAUGUGGUCUACCUGGACGCUCCCGUGGGAGGAGGGUUCAGCUUCACCAAGAACAUGACGCAUGGAUUCUCUAAGGACCUCACCGGCACGAGCAAGGACAUCUCAGAGUUUCUCAAGCAGUUCCUGAACGUGUUCUCUGAGUACAAGACCAGAGACUUGUACGUCGGCGGAGAAUCCUACGGAGGUAGACUUGCCGUUGGUUUUGCAAACUACAUCUCUGAAAACGAAAAUCGACCAAGCAGUGAUGUGGCCACUAGAUUCAACCUGAAAGGAGUCGUUGCGGGAUCUCCGUUCCUUGGUCCACUGCUGGAAACCAUUGACUCGUCAGAAUUCCUCUUCUCCGUCGGAAUGCUGAACACCACAUCGAAAGUUUUGUUUCAUCAAGCCUUUGAAAACCUCACAAAAGAGACUGACAGAAGAAAACAAUUAUUUACUUUUCUUCAGACAGUAUUUCAGGAUUACACUAAAAAGAAUCCAACGCUUUUUCAGAGACUAACGGGCUACAAUAUUCAUUCAAGUGUCCUUCACACCAGGAUACCACAGGUGUUUGUAGAAUAUAAAAAGUAUGUCAAUAACUCAGACUUCAAAACUAGGAUUCAUGUUGGUUCUGAUGCAGUUUUGAGAAAGCAGACGCUGAACGUCAUUUUUAGCAUGGGAAUGGUUGACUUCUUCACAAAUAUAAAUUCAAUAGUGGAAAGUGUUUUUAACAAAUUCAAGGUUUUAAUAUACGGCGGCCAGCUUGACACGAUUUUUCCCGCGAUUAACAUGGAUAAAUUCUAUAACAGUCUGACAUGGGAAGGGUCGGAAGAUUUCAAAAAGAAGAGAGUUACCUGGUACAGCGAGAAUGACCCUGACUAUUUGAACGGCUAUGUAAGAAAGGGGGGUAAUGUGGCGUACGUCCUUCUUGUUGGAGCUGGGCAUGAUCCUGGAUUUGAUGCGCCUAAGCCUACUCAUACAUUAAUCGGCAAGUUUCUAAAACAACAAGAAAUUUUGAAGUCAGUGAACACUGCUGAUGCUUUAUUAAAGGAAGAUUGA
Molecule: messenger RNA, 1578 nt
Organism: Ixodes scapularis (black-legged tick)
Lineage: Eukaryota; Metazoa; Arthropoda; Arachnida; Ixodida; Ixodidae
Product: probable serine carboxypeptidase CPVL
Exons: 5
Coding region: 1-1578 (525 amino acids)
Biological process (GO): proteolysis
Molecular function (GO): serine-type carboxypeptidase activity
Source: RefSeq, a predicted model, not a curated record